AUGGCUGCCAAGGUCGACGCUCCGGCACCGCAACUCAGCGGCGUUCAGCUGUACUCCAGAUUCGCCCUCGCCGGCGCCAUCUGCUGUUCCGUCACCCACGGUGGCAUGACCCCCGUCGAUGUCGUCAAGACCCGUAUCCAGCUCGACCCCGUCACCUACAACAAUGGCAUGAUCGGCGGCUUCAAGAAGGUCGUUCAGGCCGAGGGCGCUGGUGCCCUUCUCACCGGUGUCGGCCCUACCUUCGCCGGUUACUUCCUUCCAGGGCGCCUUUCAAGUUCGGCGGUUACGAGUUCUUCAAGCAGCAGUUCGAUCAACUACCUCGGCUACGAGACCGCCUCCAACUACCGGACUGGUGUCUACCUCGCCUCGUCCGCCCUCGCCGAGUUCUUCGCCGAUAUUGCCCUCUGCCCGCUCGAGGCCACCCGUAUCCGUCUCGUCUCCGAGCCCACCUAUGCCAGCGGCCUUGUCAGCGGCUUCGGCAAGAUGCUGAAGCAGGAGGGUGUCGGCGCUUUCUACGCCGGUUUCGGCCCCAUCCUGUUCAAGCAGAUCCCCUACACCAUGACCAAGUUCGUCGUGUACGAGAAGGUCGCCGAGGCCGUCUUCCGCGUCUUCCCCAAGAAGGACCUGUCCGACGGCAUGCAGACCGUCGUCAACCUUGGUAGCGGUCUGAUGGCCGGUUUCGCCGCCGCCAUCGUCUCGCAGCCCGCCGACACCAUGCUCAGCAAGAUCAACAAGACCAAGGGCGCCCCUGGUGAGGGCACCACCACUCGCCUGAUCAAGAUCGCCAAGGAGCUUGGUCUCCGCGGCUCCUACGCCGGUAUUGGUGCCCGUCUCUUCAUGGUCGGCACCCUCACUGCCGGCCAGUUCGCCAUCUACGGUGACGUGAAGAAGAUUCUCGGCGCUACCGGUGGUGUUGAGAUCAGCAAAUAA
Chaetomium globosum CBS 148.51 is the source of this 930-nucleotide messenger RNA. RefSeq lists its product as uncharacterized. The transcript has 4 exons. Gene Ontology annotation, molecular function: phosphate transmembrane transporter activity. The record is from RefSeq and is a predicted model, not a curated record. Gene Ontology annotation, cellular component: mitochondrial inner membrane. Gene Ontology annotation, biological process: mitochondrial phosphate ion transmembrane transport. The coding region runs from base 1 to 930 and encodes 309 amino acids. Lineage: Eukaryota; Fungi; Ascomycota; Sordariomycetes; Sordariales; Chaetomiaceae.